CAAAAUAAUUCCUCGAGUGAGCAUCGUAUCAACCGAAAAUCCCCAGAAAUCCAGUAAUUUGUCCGAGUUUUCGUGUAAAAAGUCUCAAGAACCGCUAAAGUAGCGUCGAUUUCUUGCCAUGGAUGUGGAUACAAGUUCCGAAAACAACGUUUCGAAGGAAGAUUCGCACGAUGCUUCGAUGGAAAAUGGCACAAAUAACGAAGAAGAAGCACCGUCGUCGCCCGUAGCAGCAGAUGAGGCUCGACGAAGCACUUCUCCCGCAACUUCACAAAAUGGACGAUCCUCGUCGCGUCGCUCAGGUUCGCGUUCCCCGUCAAAAGAUCGAAGUCGUUCGGGUUCUCGGAGUUCGCAACGUGCUGCGAGUGUUGAAUCGAACAAAUCGACACAUUAUACGCAAGCGAAAAGUCCCGCAGGGAGCGAAUCGAGACCUGGAAGUGCAGCGAGCAACGUUUCGAACGGGAGAAAAUCUCGUUCACGAACGCCUGUGAGCCAAAGAAAGUCUGUAAGUCGCAGUCCGCGACAAAGUUCGAGAAAUGGAAGUGUCGAAUCGAACAAAAGUGCGGCGAAAUCGCGAUCCCGAAGCGGAAGUGCAUCAAAUAAGAGUGUUUCGCGGUCUCGUUCACGAAGCGGAUCGAGAAAAAGCGGGUCUCGAUCACGUUCGAGAAGCGGUUCACGUAAAAGCGGGUCAAGAUCUCGUUCUCGUUCAGGAUCUGGUUCACGAAGCAGAAGCAGAAGCGGCUCAGCUCGCAGUAGAAGUGGCUCGCGAAGCAGUAGAUCGCGUUCCCGCAGCGGUUCAAGAAGUCGUUCGAGAAGCGGAAGUCGAUCUCGAUCUCGAAGUGGAUCAAGAAGCUCCCGCGGAAGUCGAAGUCGUUCACGUUCAAAGUCAGGUUCGCGUUCCCGAAGCAGAUCUCGCUCCAAAUCUGGCAGUAGAUCACGCAGCGGAAGUCGUAGUCGUUCCAGAAGCGCAUCCCGAAGCUCUCGUGGAAGUCGUUCUCGUUCCAGAAGCGGAUCUCCCGAAGGCGAAGGCGCAAAACGUUCCCGCAAAAUUCUCAGCGACUCCGAAGAUGAAAGUCCCUCAAAAAGAAAACGUUUGGAUUCGGCAAGUGGCGACGAAGAACCCCCCAAAGAAGGAGAAAAUGCCGAAGCUGCGGGAAAUGCGGGAAUUAUCGAUUCAGACGACGACGAUAAACCCGAUGACAUGGAAGGAGGCACCGGCGGGCAUCAAUUCGAGUCCGAUUUUGACGCAAUGUUGGCACGAAAGAAGGAAGAAAAAACCAAACGACGCAAACGGAAUGACAUUGACUUGAUUAACGACAACGACGACUUGAUUGCACAUUUGUUGCAAACGAUGCGCGAUGCCGCGGAAGAAGAUCGUGAAUUGAAUCAAGCCGGGCAACCAGCUACGAAGAAAAUUUCCAUGCUGAAACAGGUGAUGUCGCAACUGAUUAAGAAGGAUUUGCAACUGGCCUUUUUGGAGCACAACGUUUUGAAUGUUCUCACGGAUUGGCUGGCGCCGUUACCGAACAAGAGUUUACCAUGCCUUCAAAUUCGCGAAAGUAUCCUCAAAUUACUAUCAGACUUCCCAACAAUUGACAAGACAUAUUUGAAGCAAUCGGGUAUCGGCAAGGCAGUUAUGUACUUGUACAAACAUCCAAAUGAGACAAAGUACAAUCGUGAUAGAGCGGGAAGACUGAUUUCCGAAUGGGCUCGUCCUAUUUUUAACCUCAGUUGUGAUUUUAAAGCUAUGUCUCGUGAGGAGCGUCAACAACGUGAUUUAGCGCAAAUGCCACGCAAACGCAAACAAAGUCCCAGUCGUGAAGAGACGAGCAGUUCGACGAAGAAAGGCAUCUUCAAGGAAGAAAAAGCUCUGAGACCCGGAGACAAAGGAUGGGUUGCACGUGCUCGUGUUCCAAUGCCAUCCAACAAAGAUUACGUUGUUCGUCCCAAAUCCACGUGUGAAGUCGACAUGAGCAGAAUUACAAAGAAGAAACCCAACCGCUACGAGAAACAUUUGAAGAAAUUUAUCGACGCCAAACGUCUCAAACAGACACGACGUGCCGUGGAAAUUAGUAUCGAGGGUCGUAAAAUGGCUCUUUAAGCAUCCCCCUAUCCCCAACUACAAACAAAAAUAAAUGAAACUUAUUUUUUUCUGAUAAAAUAUUAAAUUAAUUUUUUUUAGUAAAUAAAAGAAUUCAAGAAUUUGA
This is a messenger RNA of Culicoides brevitarsis, 2204 nucleotides long. Its product is annotated as protein IWS1 homolog. NCBI's taxonomy places the organism in Eukaryota, Metazoa, Arthropoda, Insecta, Diptera, Ceratopogonidae. Gene Ontology annotation, biological process: poly(A)+ mRNA export from nucleus. The record is from RefSeq and is a predicted model, not a curated record. Bases 119 to 2098 code for a protein of 659 amino acids. Gene Ontology annotation, cellular component: nucleus. The transcript is spliced from 5 exons.